Messenger RNA from Malus domestica (apple), 1821 nucleotides. The record is from RefSeq and is a predicted model, not a curated record. Lineage: Eukaryota; Viridiplantae; Streptophyta; Magnoliopsida; Rosales; Rosaceae.
UAAAAUUCCUUAAUAAUCUUAAAUUUCUUCAUCCAAACAUAAUGUAAUGGUAGGGGGCAAAUCAGCCAAAAAAAUUAAAUUAAGUCCUUAAUUUCCAAUUAAAAGGUUCAAAGAAAAAUUGAGAGUUGAGUGAUAAUUCAAGAAGUAAAUUGGCGGUUUACUCUAUCUAAAGCUGGAGGCUCAGUUUGGUGUCAUCCGCUUCGACAAAAGUAAUUGGACCAAAACACUCCUAGGCUCAGCUUGGUGUCAUCCGCUUCGAUAAGGGUACUUUUGUAAAUAUAUUUUUAAAUAAUGCCCUGCCCCUUUCCGUUUCGACUUUUCUCUCACAAACCUCUGCUUCUGUCGCUCUCUCCUCCGCUGCUUCAACUCAUAGCCCCAACCUCCACCACCACAAAACAUCAAAUCUUUCAGUUUCGGAGUUGUAGGCAAUUUAGGGUUAGGGUUUUUGAAAGGGGUUUUCUAGUUCAGUAUUUUCUGCUGUUUCUGAGGUCCAAAGGAGGAGGUUUUAUCGGCUUUAGCAGAAGUGGGGUUUGGGAGAUUAGCCAGUACCCAUGUUGCUUUUUUUCGUAUGCUUUCCAUUUCUCCUCUCUCUUGCCAUCUUCUCUGUAUUUUGGCUGCUUCCCGCACUCCCUUUUUUACUCUUGGUUCUGUGGUUCUCCGGCCGCCGUUAAGGUUUGCUGGAAACUAUGUCCGAAGGCCGGUGCAAGAGAUCGCUAUUGGUCAACUUGGACCACCAACGAUCUCUUCCUUGAUAUAUCCUCAGCAUUAGCAGACUGUUCUCCAAGAUAUAAUUCAUUGUCUUUGCUUCAUGAUUUUCAGCAUGGGGUAGAAUUUGUUGCAGAGCAUGUGCUCCCGCUGCUCAUACCUCUUCUAAUUGACCAGCAAUUAAAUGUUCAGCAGUUUGCCAAAUAUAUGCUCUUUGUCAAGGAUAUUGUGAGGACCAUGCUUGAUUUCUUAAAGACGAUUGCAGAGUUUGUGAUUUUGCACUCCCUGAUGGCAAGUCACUACUCGAAGCUAGAGAGACUUCUUCAGCCCUUGGGGCGGUUGCAUCUGCUGAUGGGUCAGCAGUAGCACAGAUGUAGCAAUUGUUUUUUAAGAGCCAAAGAAGCUGUACAUGGGCUUGGGUUAGCAGUUGCUAUUUCAUCCCACAGAUGGAGACACUAUUGAUAUUGAGUAAUCUUUGAAGAAAGUCACCUCUUCAGAGAAGUAAUCUGGCAGCAUUCGUUAAGCACUUUCCAAGGAAUUCUCACGUUGCUUUGAUUAAGUUAUACAUGGCCAUGAUAAGCUAAGCAAUGUCGUCCAAGCAGCAGAAUUAGAGGAAGGAAGCCCCCUCCUGGACAAUGCAACCAGGAGAAUGACUCUGACUGUUUUAUAGGAGGCAAAAUGUACCCAACAUAUACAUGUUCACCACCAUUGUCCGGGAGCACCAAGGCCUACCUCACUCUUAACAGUUUUGAGAAAGGUGGAGAUGGCGGCGGUCCAUCAGAAUGUGACAACAAAUACCACAAUGACAGCAUCCCUGUUGUGGCAUUGUCCACUGAAUGGUAUAACAAUGGAGGAAGAUGCCUCAACAACAUCCAUAAGUGCUAAUGGGAGGAGUGUGGUGGCAAGGGUCGUUGAUGAGUGUGACUCUACUGAAGGAUGUGAUGCCUAUUAGACGGCAAUAUCAUUUAGGAUAUUUAGUUCCUUGAUUGUAGGGGUGUAAAUCAUGUAUUGAUGUCUUAGAGUUGACUUCCUAGAAUAGAUGACUUUGCUUUGUAUAAAUCUUGUAUCUCUGUACAGAUUAUGUUAAUAAGAAAAUAUAUCAAGUAUUCCCCAGUA